Molecule: messenger RNA, 396 nt
Organism: Malassezia globosa CBS 7966
Lineage: Eukaryota; Fungi; Basidiomycota; Malasseziomycetes; Malasseziales; Malasseziaceae
Exons: 1
Coding region: 1-396 (131 amino acids)
Source: RefSeq, a predicted model, not a curated record
AUGUCUCCGAAGAAGGCUGCAGCUUCGCAAAAGGAACCAAAAUCAAAGCUGGUUGUUGCAGAAGAUGAGGAACUUACUAGUGCCACAGAGACCGAAGCAGAUGAAUUCAUCGAUUCUGAAAGUAAAAGUGCAGCGCCGUCAGAGAGUGAAGUGACGGCUAGCUCUGAAGUCAUAGACAAUGACAACGAGGACGCUGAAUCAUACGAGGAGGAGAAUGACGGUGAAGAUGAAAAUGACGAUGAUGAUGAUGAUGAUGAUGAUGAUGAUGAUGAUGACGAUGAUGAUGAUGAUGACGAUGAUGAUGAUGACGAUGAUGAUGAUGAUGAUGAUGAUGAUGAUGAUGAUGAUAAUAAUAAUGAUCAGUACGAUGAUGGUAAUGAUGGUGACGAUGAAUAA